This is a messenger RNA of Eptesicus fuscus (big brown bat), 2091 nucleotides long. RefSeq names its product inner centromere protein-like. The record is from RefSeq and is a predicted model, not a curated record. NCBI's taxonomy places the organism in Eukaryota, Metazoa, Chordata, Mammalia, Chiroptera, Vespertilionidae. Gene Ontology annotation, cellular component: midbody; kinetochore; chromosome passenger complex. Gene Ontology annotation, molecular function: protein serine/threonine kinase activator activity. The coding region runs from base 117 to 1862 and encodes 581 amino acids. Gene Ontology annotation, biological process: mitotic cytokinesis; meiotic spindle midzone assembly; metaphase chromosome alignment. The transcript has 16 exons.
UUUGCACAUCUCCGUUGCAGGCGCGGAGCCGUGAGCUUGGGAGCUGAGGGUCUGAGACCAUGGGACUUGGAUCUGAGUAGCACUUAGGAGAUGCUGUGCAACCGAACAGAGCCACCAUGGGGACGACAGCCCCAGGGCCUGUUCACCUGCUGGAGCUGUGUGACCAGAAGCUUAUGGAGUUUGUGUGCAAAGUGGACACACACUUUGUGUGGCUCGGGGAAAUCCAGGAGGAGGCCAGGCGUAUGUUCACCAGAGAAUUCAUCAAGGAGCCGGAGCUGAUGCCCAAAACGCCCUCUCAGAAGAACCGAGGGAAGAAGAGAAGGAUUGCUAACAUUCAGGAUGCCAGCAGAAACCCCACCUGGAAAAGCCCCGAGGAGGACCCCAGCAAGGAGGCUGAGCCUAUGGAGGAGGCUGGGCCUAUGGAGGAGGCUGGGCCUGAGGUCCCCAAGAAUGAAGAGAGUACCUUGUGGCCCCGAGGUGCCCCCAGGGUUGUCAUUAGAAUGCCUGGCUCGCAGCCUGUGGCCGGGGGCCAGGACAAGCCCUCCGCAGGGCAGCAGGAGGCCAAGAUCCAUCAAACAGAUGGCCCCGAGGAGCCACCCCAGAGUAUCAGGAGGAAGCACAAGUGCAGAAGAAAGCUCAACAACAAGGAAGCUGUGAGUGAGCCGGACGAGGAGCAGCAGCUCCAUGAGGAGGAGCUGCAGCUCCUCCGGAGCAAGACCCCUUCCCCGCCCUGUCCAGCCAGCAAGGUGGUACAGCCCGUCCGGACCUUCCUGCACACCAUGCAGAGGAACCAGAUGCUCAAGACCCCGACCCCGGCCUCCCGCAGCAGGGUCAUAAAAUCCUUCGUUAAGCGAAACACUCCCCUGCGUGUGGACCCUAAGGAGAAGGAGCAGCAGCGCCUGGAGAACCUGCGGCGGAAGGAGGAGGCAGAGCAGCUCCGCAGGCUGAAGGUGGAGGAGGACAAGCGGCGGCGGCUGGAGGAGUUGAAGCUGAAGCGGGAGGAGCGCCUGCGCAAGGUGCUGCAGGCCCGGGAGCGGGCGGAGCAAAUGAGGGAGGAGAAGAUAAAGCAGAUUGAGCAGAAGAUGGCCCCGCAGGGUAAGAACGAGAAGGCCAAGGAGGAGCGAUUGGCUGAGGAGAAGGCCAAGAAAAUGGCAGCAGCCAUGAACAUGGAGGUGCGCAGGAAGCAGGAGGAGGAGGCCCGGAGGCUCGGGUGUCUGCAACAGGAGGAGGAAGAGCAGCAAAGGAAGGAGGAGGAGGAGCAGGAGCGUCUGCUGAAGGCGGCUGAACAGGAGCAGCGGAGGGAGCAGGAGCGGCUCCAGGCCGAGAGGGAGCUGCAGGAGAGGGAGAAGGCCCUGCGGCUGCAAAAGGAGAGGCUGCAGAGGGAACUGGAGGAGAAGAAGAAAAAGGAAAAGCAGCAGCACCUACAGGAGGAGCAGGAGAAGAAAGCCAAGGAGGCUGCAGUGGCCAGCAAAGGGCCGAACACGACCGUGGAUGUGCAGUCUCCAGCUUGUACCUCACAUCAAAUGACGCCACGGGGGCCCAGGACGCCCCCCAAGAUCAACCUGGAUAACUACGGGAUGGAUCUGAAUAGCGACGACUCCACUGAUGAUGAGUCCCAUCCCCGGAAGCCCAUUCCCUCCUGGGCCACAGGCACCCAGCUCAGCCAGGCCAUCCUCCACCAGUACUGCCACCCCCCGAACCUGCUAGAGCUCUUUGGCACCAUUCGCCAGCUUGACCUGGAGGACAUCUUCGAGAAGAGCAAGCCUCGCUACCACAAGCGCACCAGCUCCGCCGUCUGGAGCUCGCCGCCCCUGCAGGGCAGCAGGGUCCCCAGCAGCCUGACCUACAGCCUGGAGCACUGAGGCAGGCCCGCCAGCCUCCUCUCCCAUCGGUGUCUGACUGUCCAUCUCUCCCUCGGUCUCGUGCCCUCCUCCCUGUGUUCUGUCCCUGAGGUUCCGUAAAUGUUCGGGGAGGGAGGGGGGGCCCCCGCCUGUGUGGAGGCUGCGCGUGGUGUGUGUCUGUGGAAGUGCCAGGCGCAGCCACGCCUGGCUCGCAGGCAGCACUUUGUAAAUAGGUUGCUAUAAUUUUAGC